Molecule: messenger RNA, 1446 nt
Organism: Metarhizium album ARSEF 1941
Lineage: Eukaryota; Fungi; Ascomycota; Sordariomycetes; Hypocreales; Clavicipitaceae
Product: Histidine acid phosphatase, eukaryotic
Exons: 1
Coding region: 1-1446 (481 amino acids)
Cellular component (GO): fungal-type cell wall
Molecular function (GO): acid phosphatase activity
Source: RefSeq, a predicted model, not a curated record
AUGAGGACGACCACACUUCACACUCUCACCUGGGUGGCAGUCAGCGUUGGGGCCAUGCAACUUCAGACCCCUCUAUACUCAUCAUAUUCUUUCAACCCCCUACAGCAUCUCGCGGGAAUCGCACCCUACUACGAGCCAGCAGAUCCCCCGCGAGAUCCUAACCCUCCUCAAGGCUGCGCCGUGACUCGAGCGGCAUACCUUGUACGGCACGCAGCCAUUAAUGCAAACGAUUUUGACUACGAGCAGUAUCUGCAGCCCUUCCUCGAAAAGCUAGGCAAUUCGACUGUCGACUGGUCUAAAAUACCUCAGCUCUCUUUCUUGGCAACGUGGGAAGCCCCAUCCUUUGGCGAGCAGGAGCUAUUGACCAGAACCGGCAAGGUCGAGGCCGGCCAACUGGGACUCUCCAUCUCGUACAGGUAUCCGAAGCUGCGAUUGCCUCAGAGGGUGUGGACCUCGAGUGCAGAACGCACGGUACAGAGCGCCAGAGGUUUCGUUCGAGGGUUGGAGAUGGACGACAACACCAUCAACGUAGUCGAGAUAUCAGAAGGCAAGGAGGCCGGCGCGGAUAGUCUGACUCCAUACAAGAGCUGCAAAGGCUAUUCUGCUGCCGCGGGAUCCAAACAGCAAGGAGAGUACGUCGGCCUAUACACGGCACCCAUAAUCACGCGGUUGAAGAACCUGGCUCCAGGCUUCAACUUCACGUCGGACGACGUCACGGCCAUGCAGGCCAUGUGCGGCUACGAUACCGUCAUCCGUGGGUCUUCGCCGUUCUGCUCGACCGAUCUGUUCUCGCCAGACGAGUGGCUGCAAUUCGAGUACGGCCAAGACAUCCAGUACCACUACAACACCGGCUACGGCAGCCCGUACGCCGGUGCCAUUGGUUUCCCGUGGGUCAACACGACGCUGGACCUCUUGUCGGCCGACACAUCAGCCCAAGAUCUGUACAUCUCCUUCACGCAUCGCGAGCUUCCCCCAACCGCCCUCGUCGCCCUGGGCCUGUUCAACAACAGCAUCUUCUCCGGCGGCAGUGACGUCAACGCCACCAUGCCCCUGGACCAAAUCAACUACAACCGUGCUUGGGUCUCAAGCCGCAUUCUCCCAUUCCUGACCAACAUUGCCAUUGAGCGCAUGAACUGCACCUCCAACCAGACCGUUUCCACCGCCCAGAACAAGAACGGUAGCAGCUCUUCUCCUGCUUCCGCGUCGACGUACUACCGUGUCCUGCUCAACCGGAGCCCCCAAGUCCUGCCGGGCUGUUUCGACGGGCCAGGCCAGAGCUGUUCAUCGAAAGGGCUGCAGACGUUUAUGCAGCAGCGCGCAGACAUGUUUCGGAACUACACCAGUGUUUGCGGGAACACAUAUGGCAAUUCCACGGAUUCAGUGACAUUCUAUACCGACUCGAAUAACGGAACCAGUGUGAGCAAGAAAAGAAACUUGAUGCCAUAG